CUUCGUGAAGGCUCUCAGAGUCGGAGCCCUUAGCUGAGAGUGCGGGCGGCUUUGUGGCGGGCUCUGGGGAGCCGGGCGCGGUGGCUAUGCAGGCCCCAGACGGCGGCGACGACGGCGGCGGCGGCGGCGGCGGCGGCGGCGAGGCCGGUGCGGCGGGCGGAGCGGGCGGAGCCGGGGGCCAGGACCGCCAGCCUAGCCCCGGAGCUCCUGGUUGCCAGGGGCGCUCCGGCAGCCCUGAGGGCGAUGGUGGCCCCGGCGGCGGCGGCGGCGGCGGCGAGAGAGCAGAGGACGAGGAGGCCGGUGAUCCUCCUCAGGCCCGGCAGGCACCGCAGGCCCUGUGGCCUGGUGCGGAUGCGGCGCCUGUAGCUGUGGCAGCGGCAGGCCGACUGCUGGAGUUCACGCUCACCGUGCCUUUCCGGUCGCCCCUGGAGGCAGAGAUGGCCCGCAGGUCCCUGGCCCCAUACGCCGAACGCCACCGAGGGGUGGUUCAGAAGGAGCUUACAGUGAACGGCAGCACCCUGGUCGUGUCAGUUCUAGCAGAUAGAUGGACUGCUGAAGACCCCGUCUUCUUCCGAGCUUCGAUCAACUCGUUCCUCGACCAGCUUUCCCUGGGGCUCUGGGUCCCCUCCUCCUGGAAGCCUAGGCCCAGGAAAGGGAGCUGAGGCCUAGUCUUGUGCCCCCUACUAGGCAAGGCACAGGGAGUUGGUACUUGGAGUCAAUUGCCACUUUGUUACCAGGGUUUACUUUUUGGCCCGUAGGGGCCCUUGGGCCACUUGAUUUCUUUCCCUGUUGCUAGAGGAGCGGGCGCUUCAAAUGUUUGUUACUGCAGAAAAUAAAAGUGA
Messenger RNA from Zalophus californianus (California sea lion), 842 nucleotides. Its product is annotated as EKC/KEOPS complex subunit LAGE3-like. NCBI's taxonomy places the organism in Eukaryota, Metazoa, Chordata, Mammalia, Carnivora, Otariidae. The record is from RefSeq and is a predicted model, not a curated record. The transcript is spliced from 3 exons. Gene Ontology annotation, cellular component: EKC/KEOPS complex. Bases 87 to 662 code for a protein of 191 amino acids.